AUGAAACCGCUGCGCCUCGCCGCCGCCGCCGCCGCGCCCUUGCGCGGUCCGCCGCCCGCCGUGCGCCUGCGCUUCCAGUCGCUCCUGCCCGCCCGCCAGCUCACCACCCCCGCCGCCCGCGCCCAGUCCACAUCCACGCCCACGCUCACGCCCACGCCGCUCGCCCUGCCGCGCCGCCUGCUGCGCGCCUCGCAUGCCCAUGUCCGCCCCGGCGCCUCGCCCGUAUCUCCGCUGUUCCGCCUCCUCCGCGGCCCCGGCGCCCGCCGCUCCCAUACCAAUUCCUCCAAGCCUCCCAAGCUUGAUCCAACGCCGAACCUCGGGAGCCCCGAGGCCACCCCGUCGUUCUCGCAGCGCAUGCGCAAGCUGUCGCGUGAGUACGGCUGGGUAGCAUUGGGUGUGUACCUGGGCCUGUCGGUGCUGGACUUUCCCUUCUGCUUCCUCGCGGUGCGGAUGCUGGGUACUGACCGCAUUGGCCGGUGGGAACACGCCGCGAUAACAGCCUUUUGGAAUCUUGUACACGUAGCUUUGCCCGACGUGCAUCGGGCGAAGAAGCCGGAAGGUGCCGUAGAGACCGAGGCUGGCCAUGUGCUGGAUGGCGCCGUCAGCGACAUGGCCGACGUCGCGGCGGCGGAAGAGGCCAAUGCGGGAGAAGAGGCCACUAUUUGGACCCAGCUCGCCCUCGCCUAUGCAAUCCACAAGUCCUUCAUAUUUUUCCGGGUGCCGCUCACGGCUGCGGUAACGCCCAAGGUCGUCAAGGUCCUGCGCGGCUGGGGGUGGAACAUUGGCAAGAGGAAGCCGAAGGCGUAG
Diplodia corticola is the source of this 807-nucleotide messenger RNA. Its product is annotated as peptide alpha-n-acetyltransferase nat2. NCBI's taxonomy places the organism in Eukaryota, Fungi, Ascomycota, Dothideomycetes, Botryosphaeriales, Botryosphaeriaceae. The transcript is spliced from 2 exons. The record is from RefSeq and is a predicted model, not a curated record. Bases 1 to 807 code for a protein of 268 amino acids. Gene Ontology annotation, cellular component: mitochondrion.